AUGGCCAGUCUCGUCACUCAACUGCAAGUCCUUGCUCAGGAGAGCGGAUGUUUCCUCGACAUCUCCGCCCUCAUCGACCUGAGCGUCUGCCCCAACAUCAACAUCAAGGCCGACAAGCCCAAGGUCGUGAACGUCAAGGAAGACGGCCACAUCUGCAUCACCCCCACCACAGGUGGAAAUAACGGAAACAAUGGCGGCAACCCCAACCCUGGAAACAACGGCGGCAACCCCAACCCGGGCAACAACGGCGGUAACAACGGCAACCCCAAUCCUGGAAACAACGGCGGUAACAACGGCAACCCCAAUCCUGGAAACAACGGCGGUAACAACGGCGGCAAUCCCAACCCAGGUGACAACAAGCCGGACCCCAACCAGAACGGCAACACCAACAACCCCAACCCAGGAAACAAUGGUGGUAACAACGGAAGCAACAACGGUAACCCCAACCCGGGAAACAACGGUGGUAACAACGGCGGCAACCCCAACCCCGGUGACAACGGCAACAAUGGCGGUAACAACGGGGGUAACAACGGCAAUCCUAACCCGGGCAACAAUGGUGGUAACAACGGCGGAAACCCCAACCCGGGAAACAACGGCAACGGCGGUAACCCCAACCCAGGAAACAACGGCGGUAACAACGGGGGUAACAGCGGCAAUCCUAACCCGGGCAACAAUGGUGGUAACAACGGCGGAAACCCCAACCCGGGCAACAACGGCGGUAACAACGGAGGAAACAACGGAAACCCCAACCCUGGGAACAACGGUGGUAACAACGGCGGCAACCCAAACCCCGGUAACAACGGCAAUGGUGGUAAUCCCAACCCAGGAAACAACGGCGGUAACAACGGAGGCAACAACGGAAACCCCAACCCUGGAAACAACGGUGGUAACAACGGAGGCAACCCCAACCCAGGGAACGGUGGUGACAAGCCCGAUCCUAACCAGGGCGGCAACAAUGGCAACCCUAAGCCCGGUGACAACGGCAAUGGCGGGAACCCCAAGCCAGGAGACGGUGGUAACAAGCCCGAUCCUAACCAGGGCGGCAACAAUGGCAACCCCAACACCGGCAACCCUGGCCAGUGCCCCACGAACACCUGCUUCGAAGUCCCCGAUCAGGUCUGCGAGAAGCCCCUCGUUGCCCUCGAUCUCGACAUCCUCGUUCUCCUUGAUCUCCUCACCGAGGAGGAACUUGAGAAGUACCUCAAGAUCACAGGUGCUCUGCCAAAGGAUGACAAACUCGAAGUCGACAAGAAGCCCGUCGGCGUUGACCCUCUGCUCAGCUUGGGACUUCUCAAUGAAGAUGAAAUCCUUGGCCUGAACCUGGGUGGUGAGAAUGGCCUCCUUAACCUUGGUCUCGGAGGCAAGAACGGUCUUGCCAAGCUUAGCUUGGGCAAGGAUGGAAGCAUCCUUGAUCUAAACCUCCGUAAGCGCCACGACUACGAUGAUCAUUACGAUGGCCUCCUUGACAUUGAUGUCGGUGGAAAGAAAGACGACAAGAAUGCCGCCAUUGAUAUUGAUGUCCUUACACACGAUCGUCGCCACGAUGAAUAUGAUGGCCUCCUUGAUAUCGAUGUUGGUGGACAGAAGGAUGACAAGAACGCCGCCAUUGAUAUUGAUGUCCUUACCCACGAUCGUCGCCACGACCAUGAAUACGAUGGUCUGCUUGAUAUUGAUGUUGGUGGUAAGAAGGACGACAAGAACGCUGCGAUUGAUAUUGAUGUCCUCACUCACGAUCGCCGUAACUGUGGAUCUACCUGCCACGACGGACAGGACUGGCCUCAGAACAGCCAACCUACCAUCCCAUCCACCAAUCCAUCCACCUAUCCUUCGACGAACCCUUCGACGAACCCUGGCAGCAACCCUGGAAGCAACCCUUCCAGGAACCCAUCAUUGCUCGACAUUGACGUUCUCGGCACGAAGGACAAGGAACAGGCUACCAUCGACAUCGACGUUCUUACCCACGAGCGCCGUAGCACACUCUCCACCCGCCAGCACCCCAGGCAACUGCUCGAUUCUCAGGGUCUGCUCGGCAUCCAGGUUGGUGGCAAGAAGGACGAGGAGCAGGACUUGAUUGACAUCGAUGUUGCUACCCACGACCGCCGUGACGGUGGUGACAAGGGACUCCUUGAUGUCGACGUUGGUGGCUACAAGGACGAGCAGCAGUCUACCAUCGACGUUGACAUCCUAACCAAGAACCGCCCCUCCAAGGACCAGCCUACUACCGGUGGAAACCAGCCUACUCCAGGUGGCAACCAGCCUACUCCCGGUGGAAACCAGCCUACCCCCGGUGGAAACAGCGGCAACCUCGACCACUACGAGCCCAUCUGCAAGAAGGCCAUCAAGGACCGUGCCUCUGCCGUUAGGGUCAAGGCCAAGGACGUCAACCACUGCUUGUCCCUAUGCUCUGCCACUGCUGCUCGUGCCACCAUUGCCGCCAACCCCGGGGCCGUCAGUGCUGCCAACAUCAAGGUCUGUGCCGCCAUUGACUUCAACUCCUCCGCUGUGGAUGGCAACAACUGCGCUUUCCUUGUUCGCGGCAAGGACGAGUCUUUGGCCGACACUGAGCUCGUCGAUAACGCCAAGCACGUUGUCUUCCUCCGCAAGUAA
Clonostachys byssicola is the source of this 2607-nucleotide messenger RNA. The record is from the annotation of a GenBank genome assembly. Lineage: Eukaryota; Fungi; Ascomycota; Sordariomycetes; Hypocreales; Bionectriaceae.